CGGUGGCGCACCGGCGCAAAGUGGAACGACUCCCCUUGUCGGACAACGGCUUCGGCAGCACACUAGGCGACCAGCGAAGCGCGCACGCCGUUCUGCGCCUGCAAGCCGCCGACCAGCCAUCGGGUCACGCCGCCUGCUCUAUCGCCGCCGCAAGCCUCGGUUGUCCAACCGCGAGAAGUGCCAACCACUGUGGAUUACGACGCUGCCCGGAUCCUGUUCAUGCGAAGCGGCAGAUGGAGCGCCGCAGGCGGAGGCCGGCGAGCUACGCGCUAGCGGGCUUGGUGCUGGCGAGCCUCGGCUGCACAGCCGUCUGGGCUCGUAUCUACGACCGUUGCGAACUUGCCUUGGAGCUGCACGACCGUUUCAAGUUCCCCAAGAGGGACCUCGACAAGUGGUUGUGUCUCGCCUAUUGGGAGAGCCGAUUCGACACUCGAGCAUACCACAAGGGCAAAUACGAUGGAAGUGGCGACCACGGUAUCUUCCAGAUCAACGAUAAGCAUUGGUGUCAGCCUCACCAAGGUCACAGCGAGAACGUCUGCAGGAUGCCAUGUUAUCUAUUACGGGAUGACAACCUAUACGACGACAUUGAAUGCGUGAACAAGAUAUUCCGGAGGCACGGUUUCCACGCCUGGAUGAUGUUCAGCCACAAGUGCUCGGGCAACACGCUCGAGUUCUUCAAUGGCUGCGACUUUCGGAUACGACGCGGUGACAUGACUAGUUCACCGACAGGGCUACAGAUCACCAUAGAGCCGCCACCCAUACUGGAGAAGCUGAGCCAACUCAGCAAAGGCAUAUACCAAGCGGGCAGCCAUCCAGUGCCCACGCGCCGUGCGCCGGAUCCAUCCACAGGACCAAGCGCGGGCCCGCCGGCUCCACGCUGGGCACCCAAAACGAACAUGCCGCCCAAGCCGCGCCCUGUCGCCGUUCGACCGCCUAGGCCUCAGCCACCGCCAAAGAAGGAAGCUAAUGCUGUCUUGCCCCACAGGCCGCCGCCGCUGAAGCGCUUGCCAGCACCGCCUCAACAAAAACCGCCGCGUAUUGUGCCUGCCGCUGUUGCCAGGCCGCCUCCCCGGCAGCAAGGGCCACAUUUUCCGGCACUGGCGAGGCCUCCGCUCACACGGGCUCCGCAGCGACCUAAAACACCAAGUGGCCUUCUUGUGCCGCAGGAGUCGGUAGGCCAAGUUGUAUUCGGGGUUCCUCCACCAUUCGUGCCAACGUUACCCGGCACGCACCAACGUCGUCCGCCACCGCCGCCACCUCCACAUCUCGUGGCCGUGCCGCCACAGGGCCUGGGCAUGUUUGGUCUGCGUCGUGGCCCACCGCCGCUGCCUAUACCUAUCCACGUGCCUCCACCGCAGGACCAACGGUCACCAGUGGUCUACAAGCGCACGAAGACGCGCCGGUUACCCGGGGGCCUCCGGCUACGGCCUUUCUUCGGCUUCGCCAGGUCGUCUAGGACUUUCAAGAACAAAGGAAAGACAUGACAACACGUUUGGCGCAGUCAACUCAGGUCAAGUACUGUUCGACGCAGCCUUUGACUAAUGCUACCCAGGGAAUGAAUGACCUGACCAGCCAAGUCAAGCCACAAGCCCAUUGAACUCUCAGUUGGACGCAGCACAGAGUGCGCGGCGGGAAGUGUCUCGGCAUUUCGCUCAACAAACACCUCAUUACCAGUGACUGUCAAGCAUUGAACGACAGGUCAAGUGAAGUUCUGCCGUAUUGACUUUUCAACGACAGGGUGGCACCACGUAUCAAGUGUACAGGAGGUAACCCGCUUCCGCAAGGAAGUGUUGGGACUGGAGAGGCAUUUGGAUGUAUCAUAACAAACGUGUGAAGGCUACUGACAUAUCAACCAUUUUUCUCAACCGAAAAGCCGAAGUUGCUCCAUACUUGCUUGUUCUUCAUGCCGAAUUUUCAAGCGGCGUGCGGCAGAAUGGACACACUGCCACUAACUGACAGCGAUAAGCCGCUAUAUUAGACUAUGUUGCAACUGCAACCAAAGCUCAGUCAUCUUGAUGAAAUGUCUGUCCUAUGCGGUUUCUAGCGGUUUCCGUCGAUUGAUUGUGUAGUGAUUAUUUCGCGGAGAAUGCACAUGUAUUAUUAGCUGUAAAUUGGCACACAUACGAGCGAUGGUUGUACAGUAAGCGCUGUGCAGCAUCAACCGACUGUACGAAGAGAUCGUAGUUUACACUUCAGGAAUCUCGCAACCAGCUUCCAUUUCUGUGUCACUGUUUUAUGCAUUGUAUAAACGCUGUUCGCAAAGUCAUGCGCGCCAGCGAACAAUGUGUCGAGGCUCACUGUGACUGUCCUCAAAGCGUGCCCGGUACAGAGCAGCUCAAAGGCGUCUUCGUUAGGCUAUACGAGUAAGUGGUAUGGCAGCAGUGCUGACGUGAGCACUUACGCAACCUAGCCGAAUGCAAGCUUUGGUAAUUAGAAACCUAAGCCGUGUUGAAUUUCCACCGAGUUCAUUCGCACUGCUACCAAAUAGAUAUAUAUCUUAAUUUCAGCACUAGUUUUACGAACCAAACUACGUUAUGCAAGACAAAGUAACAGUUGAGCGGAGAAAACACAGGAGUUCAACAUUCUUAAAAGUGCGGUUUUGAUGCGCGUAGGAUGAUGACAGCAUCGAUGGUAAAAUUAUAGCACUGCGACGGGUGUUCGCCCGAAACUGAGGCAUGACAGGAAUACUUCGCGGCUUAUUGCGAACCUUAACAUCAUAUAGUCGGGCGGGUAAAGUGUUGACAGUGUUGUAGCCAUGGCUGUACAUAAGAUAUAUUAUAUAAAUGUAUAAUUUAUUUUUCAUCUUUGAAACUCACUUCAACAAUGCGCCCUUCAACUCUUAUCCAUUUUGUUUUUCUCCUUAAGCGCAUAGUUUCUUUUCCCCGACUCUUUGAGAGUGCCAACAUGUCAACGCGUCAGUCUUUUUUGUCUCCUUCAAAAUAAAUUACUUCCCAUUGAGCU
Molecule: messenger RNA, 2961 nt
Organism: Rhipicephalus sanguineus (brown dog tick)
Lineage: Eukaryota; Metazoa; Arthropoda; Arachnida; Ixodida; Ixodidae
Exons: 8
Coding region: 234-1484 (416 amino acids)
Source: RefSeq, a predicted model, not a curated record